Molecule: messenger RNA, 1586 nt
Organism: Vigna radiata var. radiata (mung bean)
Lineage: Eukaryota; Viridiplantae; Streptophyta; Magnoliopsida; Fabales; Fabaceae
Exons: 2
Coding region: 511-1098 (195 amino acids)
Source: RefSeq, a predicted model, not a curated record
UACAUCUCCAAAAUAGCCACUUGUCUAGAUGAUUGGAUCAGUUUAGUGCUGCAAAAUGAUGUCAAGCAUCUAAAGAUUAGAUUUUCAAACUUGACAUACCAUGUGCCGCCGGAUAUCUUUUGCGGAACAUGCUUUCUCACGGUGCAUUUGGAAGAUUGUUAUUUUACCGGAGACCCAUCAUUUUGCACCCGUGAUUCAUCCUUUAAUUGCCUCACAGAGUUGGUUUUAGUGAAUGUUGAAACUAGUAGUUGUAUUGUUCAUAAGAUCCUAUCUGACUCCCCCUUGCUUGAGAAAGUUGUUCUCAGAAAUCUUACCAUAAUGAACUCCCUUAUGGUUUGCAACCUUCCCAGGCUUAGUUAUGUUGAAGUAGUUGAGCAAGCACUUGAGCACAGGAUUGAGAUUAGAGCACCAAAUCUUACAGUUGGAUGGAUCAAUUGAAGGGUUUUUUUCUGAUCGUUUCACUGGGGGUGGCAACUUUGAAUAAAAAAAAAAAUUGUUUUUGAACAUGCCAUGUUGGAGACUUUGAAGCUGUGCUCCAACUCAUGUUCUAAGAUAAAGGUUGCUUGUUCUAAUCUUAGAACCAUGUCCUUGUCAAACAAGGAUUCUGCAUAUCCACUUCAUGUUGGAGUUGAUGCCCCAAAACUUGAACAGCUUGAUUAUGAAGGUUCUGUUAUUCCAUCUUUCCAUGGUGUGACAUCUCUUCUGAAGCCAACAGUCACACUGAAGCUAUGUCUUGGAGGUUGCCCUGGUUUGGAUGUUGCAACCAGGAGUUGCAUUGAGAUGUUCAACCAACCAACAGUGCAUUUAACUUAUUUUUAUAGAGGGUUUUUCAGAGCACAGAAGAUUCUAUGGCCAGGACAAGUACAGAAAAUGGAGCUUACUUCUCCACCACCUAAAGUAAAAUGUCUUACAUGGUCUCUCAAAUUCUCAACACCAUCAUAUGCUUACCAACUCCUUUUAGAUGGUUCGCUUUGCACCUGUCAUCCCAGUGUUCUACGUGUAAAAGCGCUUGUGGUCACCUAUAUAUGUAUUUUGUGUCAUAUACAGAGUUAUGCAGAAGGAUUUUUUUGCCUUUUAUUGUUUCAGAAUGAAGGUUAAUAUAAUGUUUAAAACUAGAGGGGAGGUGAAUACAGAAAGAAAACAAUUGUAGUUAGCUUUUGAUGUUCUGAAUUUGCAGUUCCUGUGUCAUGAAUUACUCAAUAGAGAAGAAAAUCCAUCCUGCUGUAAAGAUGAACCUGAGUUCAGAUGCUGGAGACAUUACUUAAAGAGUGUUGAUAUUCAGAUUCAAAGCCAGUCUGAAACUGAAAAGCCAGAGACAUUCAGAGGCAAAGCUUUGAAGAAAACAUUGAACCAUAUUAGCACAUCAGAGGAGGUUCAGUUUAACAUGAACUGGUCGCGUGAUUUAGUAUGAGAUCAUCCCUUUUUCUUUUUGUUAUUGUGCGGGAUGUCUUCAAACUUUCUUCAUUCAGCAAGGAGAUUAAUGUCAUUAGACAGUUAGCAAUCUGGAAAUAAAAAUUCUACUUCUCCAAAAUGGCUACACUUUACAAAGUAAAGCAGGAUAUCCUAAUUAUUGAUUAGUAAAAUGG